CAAAAUCAUAAACACAAAACACACGAGUGGUUUGUUGAAAUGUUUUUAGCUGCUUCUACUAUUUCCUAUUGGUUACAAAUGUAGUUAUAACUUCAAUAACACGUGUAAUAUUUAUUCUUACAUUAUUCUAUAUUAAUAGAAUACCCUAGCGAUGGCGGAAGAAGACGCAGGGCUUCAUCGCUUAGAAGGAUCUUCAGGCGAUGCUCCCGGUGGCCUUAUCAUCAAGAAGAAGGACAAACCGGCAGAUUUCCAGUUCGCCAGGCCUUCCUUACUGGGGCUGGAUAAGCUGGCUGCAGCGAAGAGGAAGCAGAACCGCUUGAUUUCGUUUAAUGACGACGCUAGCGAGGCUGGUGAUUCCGAGUCUACAGAUGCGUCUUCGAGUGUGAAAGAGCGUAAAUACCGUAAGCCCAAUGAAGAGACACCGACGUACACCGGGGGGAUAUCCGAGCAAGCGCGGGAACGGAUGCUGGAGAGGUUACAAAAAAAAGAAACACAAAUCAAGGAGAAAGGUGUCACCUACUCUACAGAAGAAGAAAAGAAACUGCGGUCUAAAGAUGAGGAAGAUGAUCGAUAUUACCGUCACCGCUAUGAUAGAAGAGACCGUGAUAGAGAUAGGAGAGACAGGGAUCGAAAAUAUGAUGAUAAGGACAGAGAUAGAAAACGUGAUGACAAGGAUAGAGACAGGAAAUAUGAUGAUAAAGACAGAGAUAGAAGAAGAGAUGGCUCUUCCAGUAGUAGGGAUAAAGACAGAGAUAGACAAGGAAGGGAGAGUGAGCGAGAUAGCUCCAGAAGGAGUUAUUAUGAACCCCGGUUCAAGGAUGAACCCAGGACACCAAACCUCAAAGUUCUCAAGCCUCCUGAGAAGACGGCAUGGGAAGAAGAUGAUGACGAUGACAGACCCAUGCCAAGGAAGUCGACCUGGGACUUCCCCACUCCGGUACCGAGGGGCAAAGACGGCACAUCAGAGAGGUCUUGGAGGGCACGCAGCGAGAGCUCUAGAAGUGGAAGACCGAUGAGGGAUUACAAGGGACGGCCCUAUGAUACUUCUGUUAGGGCUACGCCUCAUAAGUUCGUAAGUUCAAGGCGUGGACUAGAUGUGGAAGACUCUGAAUGGCAGGAAGCUGAGAAGAAAUUGGACAGAGCCUGGUACAACAUGGGUGAAGGUGAAACCGACGAAAACGACCCAUUCGCCGGCACGACAUCCGAAUACAUAGCCAAGAAGGAGGAGCAAAUCCAGAAGCAAGGCAACAGGAAGGUGUCCGCUCAGCGCCAGCAGAUAGACAAGGACAACGAGCUGUGGGAGCGGAACAGGAUGCUCACCAGCGGCGUCGUGCACGCCGUCAACGUCAACAACGAUCUGGAAGAGGAAAGUGUCGACCGCGUCCACCUGUUGGUCCACAACCUGGUGCCUCCUUUCCUGGAUGGAAGAAUCGUGUUCACGAAACAACCGGAGCCGGUUAUACCUGUAAAAGACCCGACAUCAGACAUGGCGUUGAACGCCCGUAAAGGCUCAGCGCUGGUGAAGGCGUUCCGGGAACAGAAGGAACGGAGGAAGGCGCAGAAGAAACACUGGAAACUGGAGGGAACUAAACUCGGUAACAUCAUGGGCAUACAGAAGGAGAAAGAUGAAGAGGACGAUGGACCGAAUAAGGACGCGUACAAAUACUCGGAUCACCUGGGAAAUGCUGAAGAAGAACCAGAGUCGAAAUCCGACUUCGUAAAAAAGUUGUCUAUAGGCGAGCAACGUCGCUUCCUACCGGCUUUCGCUUGCAGAGAAGAGUUACUGCAAGUUAUCAGGGAGAAUAGCGUCGUUAUUAUUGUCGGUGAAACCGGCAGCGGCAAGACAACCCAACUCACACAAUACCUGCACGAAGAGGGCUACAGCAAGCGCGGCAUGAUCGGGUGCACGCAGCCGCGCCGCGUCGCCGCCAUGUCCGUCGCCAAGCGAGUGUCCAUGGAGAUGAAUACUCAACUAGGUGACGAAGUCGGGUACGCCAUUCGUUUCGAAGAUUGCACGGGGCCCAAUACCGUCAUCAAGUACAUGACUGACGGUAUUCUACUGAGAGAGGGAUUGCGAGAGCCAGACUUAGAGAACUACUCGGCCAUCAUAAUGGACGAGGCGCACGAGCGGUCUUUGUCCACUGAUAUGCUAUUUGGAUUGCUGCGUGAGGUGGUGGCCCGCCGGCACGACUUGAAGCUGAUUGUGACGUCAGCCACAAUGGACUCGUCCAAGUUCGCCCAGUUCUUCGGCAAUGUGCCCACCUUCACGAUCCCUGGUCGGACGUUCCCCGUCGAGACGUUCUACUCGAAGAAUGUGUGUGAGGACUAUGUCGAUGGCGCUGUUAAACAGGCUCUACAAAUUCACCUUCAGCCGGAAGAGGGAGACAUGCUGAUCUUCAUGCCUGGACAGGAGGACAUCGAAGUCACUUGCGAGGUGUUGACGGAGCGUCUGGGCGAGAUUGACUCGGCGCCGCCGCUGUCGGUGCUGCCGAUCUACUCGCAGCUGCCGGCAGACCUGCAAGCCAAGAUCUUCCAGCGCGCGCCGCCCGGCCAGCGAAAGUGUAUUGUGGCCACCAACAUCGCAGAAACUUCACUGACGGUUGACGGAAUAAUGUUCGUCAUAGACUCUGGCUACUGUAAGCUGAAAGUCUACAACCCUAGGAUCGGUAUGGACGCCCUACAGAUCUACCCAGUAAGCCAGGCCAACGCCCGCCAACGCGCCGGGCGAGCCGGCCGCACGGGCCCCGGCAAGGCAUUCUGCCUCUACACUCAAAGGCAAUACGAGCAAGAGUUGCUUGCCGCCACCGUGCCCGAGAUCCAGAGGACUAACCUGGCCAAUACCGUGCUUCUGCUGAAGAGUUUGGGCGUCGAGGAUCUGCUGGCGUUCCACUUUAUGGAUCCGCCGCCUCAGGACACUAUCCUGAACUCCAUGUACCAGCUCUGGAUCCUCGGUGCUUUAGACGGGACCGGCGCGUUGACCCCUCUCGGCCGGCAGAUGGCGGAGUUCCCGUUGGACCCCCCGCAGUGUCACAUGCUCAUUGUGUCGGGGGAGAUGGGGUGCAGUAAGGAGGUGCUGAUUAUUGUAUCCAUGCUGUCGGUACCUACAGUGUUCUACCGACCCCAGGGCAGGGAGGAGGAGGCGGACACGGUGAAGGAGAAGUUCCAGGUGCCGGAGUCCGACCAUCUCACCCUGCUGCAUCUUUACAACCAGUGGAAGGCUAAUAAUUACUCAACCCAAUGGUGCACAGAACACUUCGUGCACGCGAAGGCGAUGCGCAAGGUGCGAGAGGUGAGGCAACAGCUGAAGGACAUCAUGCAGUCUCAGCGCCUGCCGCUGGCGUCCUGUGGGACCGACUGGGACAUUGUCCGGAGGUGUAUUUGUUCAGCAUACUUCCAGCAAGCAGCCAGACUGAAAGGAAUAGGCGAAUACGUGAACUGUCGAACCGGAAUGCCUUGCCAUCUGCACCCGACAUCGGCACUCUUCGGUCUGGGCAACUCCCCUGAUUAUGUGGUCUAUCAUGAGUUGAUGAUGACCAGCAAAGAGUAUAUGCAUUGUGUGACGGCGGUGGAUGGGAGAUGGUUGGCUGAGCUGGGACCAAUGUUCUUCUCUGUGAAGGAGACUGGCAAAUCAAAUCGCGACAAACGCAAGGAGGCGGCCGUGCACCUACAGAGAAUGGAGGAAGAGAUGCGGCAAGCAGAAAUCAAGAUGGCGGAAAACAAGAGGAAGAAAGAAGAAGAUGUGCCGAUCAAACAAGAGAUAGCUACCCCCGGGUUCAAUACGCCGAGGAUAACGCCUCAUAGACUAGGAUUGUAGCAUGAUUUUGUGAUGACAAUAAACGUUUGUAGGAUUAAGAGUGUA
Molecule: messenger RNA, 3859 nt
Organism: Plutella xylostella (diamondback moth)
Lineage: Eukaryota; Metazoa; Arthropoda; Insecta; Lepidoptera; Plutellidae
Product: ATP-dependent RNA helicase l(1)G0007
Cellular component (GO): intracellular anatomical structure
Molecular function (GO): RNA binding; ATP binding; 3'-5' RNA helicase activity
Source: RefSeq, a predicted model, not a curated record